AUGAAUCAUAUAAAGGACUUGAAAAGUGAAGAAGAAAUUGAAAGGGAUAAAAUGAACAGGUUAAUGAAAGAAGUAAAUGAACUGCUGGAGAAAAUUACAAAACUCGAUACAAAAAUAAACGAACAUCAAAAAUGCAAGUCUGACAUAGAAAGAGAAAUAGUACUCCAAAAACAAAUGAUUGAUGAUAAAAUAUUACUUGAGAAGGAAUGUGAAGAUGAUAGUAUGGUGAUAUUUUCAACUUAA
Molecule: messenger RNA, 243 nt
Organism: Theileria parva strain Muguga
Lineage: Eukaryota; Apicomplexa; Aconoidasida; Piroplasmida; Theileriidae
Exons: 3
Coding region: 1-243 (80 amino acids)
Source: RefSeq, a predicted model, not a curated record